Notolabrus celidotus (New Zealand spotty) is the source of this 5699-nucleotide messenger RNA. It is a transcript of the gene rcor3, whose product is annotated as REST corepressor 3. Lineage: Eukaryota; Metazoa; Chordata; Actinopteri; Labriformes; Labridae. The transcript has 12 exons. Gene Ontology annotation, cellular component: transcription regulator complex; histone deacetylase complex. Bases 350 to 2020 code for a protein of 556 amino acids. The record is from RefSeq and is a predicted model, not a curated record. Gene Ontology annotation, biological process: negative regulation of DNA-templated transcription; regulation of transcription by RNA polymerase II. Gene Ontology annotation, molecular function: transcription corepressor activity.
GUGUCAGCGGAGGGAUCUGCAGUCCCUGGCGCUGCAGCAGCUGCCGCCUGACGGUGCGUAAAAACCCUUCCGCCUCGCUGGUUAGUCCCGGGUCUGUCCCCUCUCUGAGGCAGCAGGAACCUUCCUCUCAUGAAACCACUUUAAAGAUUAAACCUGUCCCACUCUCACAGGAGGGUUCCUGACUCCUCCGUGGGGUUUCACAGCCUGAGGAGGGAGGAGAGGAGGACCACAGCGACGCGGCCGGAGCGGCGGAGGGGGCGCGCACAGCAGCAGAAACGCGUCCAGCUCCUCCUGCUGACAUUUCCUCCCCCGACACAGAGGCUGAGGCUCGGACUCACAGAGCGCAGACAUGCCGGGCAUGAUGGAUAAAGGAUCAGAGUAUCUGGGGAAGGGUCGGUCCAACGGAACCAAGAGUCCAUCCAACGCGUCCAACGGACACUUCUCCGAGGAGAGCGGCAGCGACGACGAACACGAUGUGGGGAUGCGGGUCGGAGCGGAUUAUCAGGCCAACAUCCCGGAGUUCGAGCCCGGUUCCACUAAGUACUCUGAUAAAGACAGCGGGGGGAUGCUGGUCUGGUCUCCGUACCACAACAUCAUCGACUCAAAGUUGGACGAGUACAUCGCUAUCGCCAAAGAGAAGCACGGAUACAACGUGGAGCAGGCUCUCGGGAUGCUCUUCUGGCACAAACACAACAUCGAGAAGUCUCUGGCCGACCUCCCAAACUUCACCCCGUUCCCAGACGAGUGGACGGUGGAGGACAAAGUUCUGUUCGAACAGGCCUUCAGCUUCCACGGGAAGAGCUUCCACCGGAUCCAGCAGAUGUUACCUGAUAAAUCCAUCUCCAGUCUGGUGAAGUAUUACUACUCCUGGAAGAAGACCCGAUCCAGAACCAGUCUGAUGGACCGGCAGGCCCGGAAACUGGCCAACAGGAGCAACCAGGACGACAGUGACGAGGAGAUGGAGGAGGCCAAUCCCAUCGAAGCAAACGACAGCGACUACGACCCGAACAAGGAAGCCAAGAAAGAGAACCAGGUGGAGCCGGUGGUGCCGGGCUCUAAGGUGGCGUUGGGUCGGCGGGAGCAUCAGACCCUGCAGCACCGACACCACCAGCGCUCCCGCUGCCGCCCCCCUAAAGGCAUGUUCCUGACCCAGGAGGACGUGGUCGCCGUGUCCUGCAGCGCCUCUGCUGCCAACACCCUCCUCCGUCAGCUGGACAUGGAGCUGGUGUCCCUCAAGAGACAGGUGCAGAACGCCAAACAGAUGAACAGCGGGAUGAAACACAUGCUGGAGUCAGGGAUCGAAGAGUUCAGACUGCUCGAGGGGAACCAGAAGGUGAACGCCCGCUGGACCACGGACGAGCAGCUGCUGGCGGUUCAAGGUGUGAGGAAAUACGGGAAAGACUUCCAGGCCAUCGCCGACGUCAUCGGGAACAAGACCGUGGGCCAGGUCAAGAACUUCUUCGUGAACUACCGGCGGCGGUUCAACCUGGACGAGGUCCUGCAGGAGUGGGAGGCCGAGCAGGGGACACGAGCGCCCAACGGGGACAGCGCCACCUCUGGAGAGGAGGGCAAGAACAGCUCCACCACUCCGUCAGGGAAGAGCACCGACGAAGAGGACGAAGAGGGUCAGGUGACCUCGUCCGGCGCGUCUCCUGCUGCCUCCACUUCCUCUUCGGCUCAGAUCCCGGUGACGUCCAGCACCUCCGCUUCCUCCUCCUCCACCUCCUCCUCCUCCCUCCACCAGCCUCCCCCCCUCCUGCGGCCCUCCCUCCCCGCCACGCCCUCACUUCACCGCCAGCCCCCGCCCCUCCAACAGCAGGCCCGCUUCCUGCAGCCGCGCCCCACCCUGCAGCAGCCUCCGCCUCUCAUCCGCCCGUCCAACCCGCUCCCUCCCCGCCUCAACCCCCGCCCCCCCGCGCCCAUGACCCUCUGUGGUAACCCUGGAGGAUCGGGGCCGAGCUCCUCCCAGCAGCAAGCCGGCCACCAAUCAGAGACGGCGUCCUCUUCUUCACUCCACUAACGAACUAUCAGCGAAGAAAGCUCUCUGCUGCGUUCAGGCGCCGUGGGAAAUCUGAGUGACUUUAUCUUUGUUUUCACUACAUCUGAUCAGCUCUGUCCGAUCUCAUGAACACACGGUGACGUGAUCACAGUCAGUGUUCAGGGUCUGAAGUUAGCCUUCGAUCAUCCGUUCAUCCUCAGCAGACGUGUGGCGUCCCUCAGGGCUUGAUGCUGGAUCCCUUUUGAUUUUCAACAGGUUCCCUCCACAGUCCCAGACCGGCCUCACCCUCAAACAGAAACCUCAACAUAUCGUAUCAACGCUCUUAAAGGAGACCAGCGGACACUUACAGCUCGAUGCUGGACGCGGACUCUUUGGAUCCCGGUCCCUGAUUAAGUUUUUAACGCCAACAAAAGAGACCAGGAGAAUAAAUCCUUUCCUUCUGGUCUGAUCAGAUUAAACAUCAGGUCCUGUAAUCUGACCAGAUUAAACAUCAAGUCCUGUAAUCUGAUCAGAUUAAACAUCAGGGCCGGUAAUCUGAUCAGAUUAAACAUCAAGUCCUCGUCAUCAGAUCAGAUUAAACAUCAGGUCCUGUAAUCUGAUCAGAUUAAACAUCAGGUCCUGUAAUCUGACCAGAUUAAACAUCAGGUCCUUUAAUCUGAUCAGAUUAAACAUCAGGUCCUGUAAUCUGAUCAGAUUAAACAUCAGGUCCUGUAAUCUGACCAGAUUAAACAUCAAGUCCUGUAAUCUGACCAGAUUAAACAUCAAGUCCUGUAAUCUGAUCAGAUUAAACAUCAAGUCCUGUAAUCUGAUCAGAUUAAACAUCAGGUCCUGUAAUCUGACCAGAUUAAACAUCAAGUCCUGUAAUCUGAUCAGAUUAAACAUCAGGUCCUGUAAUCUGAUCAGAUUAAACAUCAAGUCCUGUAAUCUGACCAGAUUAAACAUCAGGUCCUGUAAUCCGACCAGAUUAAACAUCAGGGCCUCGUAAUCUGAUCAGAUUAAACAUCAGGUCCUGUAAUCUGAUCAGAUUAAACAUCAGGUCCUGUAAUCUGAUCAGAUUAAACAUCAGGUCCUGUAAUCUGAUCAGAUUAAACAUCAGGGCCUCAUAAUCUGAUCAGAUUAAACAUCAGGGCCUGGUAAUCUGAUCAGAUUAAACAUCAGGGCCUCGUCAUCAGAUCAGAUUAAACAUCAGGGCCUGGUAAUCUGAUCAGAUUAAACAUCAGGGCCUCAUAAUCUGAUCAGAUUAAACAUCAGGGCCUGGUAAUCUGAUCAGAUUAAACAUCAGGGCCUGGUAAUCUGAUCAGAUUAAACAUCAGGGCCUGGUAAUCUGAUCAGAUUAAACAUCAGGGCCUGUAAUCUGAUCAGAUUAAACAUCAGGUCCUGUAAUCUGAUCAGAUUAAACAUCAGGGCCUGGUAAUCUGAUCAGAUUAAACAUCAGGGCCUCAUAAUCUGAUCAGAUUACGACUCACAGGUUGAAUCAAAUCUGGAGUCCGGUUGUUCAAAAGUAAAAAUAAAGAUUACAAAAGUCAGAUUAGAUCAGGUAAAUUUAGUUUUUAUCCUUAGAUUAGGAUUAGUGCUUCAUUACAGAAACUAAAUGUGAUUUAAACUUUUAAACAACAUUUUAAAAAUGAUGGUUUAUUUAUUUAAUAUGUUUAUCUCUCUAACUUUGAAUCUUUAAAUGAACUGAGUGGAUCAAGGACGUAAAUGAAGGGGUUAAAAGUCGUAUAUUUACAGCAUCAAAGUCGUAAACUAAGGGGUUAAAAGUCGUAAAUUUAAAGCAUCAAAGUCGUAAACUAAGGGGUUAAAAGUCGUAUAUUUACAGCAUCAAAGUCGUAAACUAAGGGGUUAAAAGUCGUAAAUUUAAAGCAUCAAAGUCGUAAACUAAGGGGUUAAAAGUCGUAAAUUUACAGCAUCAAAGUCGUAAACUAAGGGGUUAAAAGUCGUAUAUUUACAGCAUCAAAGUCGUAAACUAAGGGGUUAAAAGUCGUAAAUUUACAGCAUCAAAGUCGUAAACUAAGGGGUUAAAAGUCGUAAAUUUAAAGCAUCAAAGUCGUAAACUAAGGGGUUAAAAGUCGUAUAUUUACAGCAUCAAAGUCGUAAACUAAGGGGUUAAAAGUCGUAAAUUUACAGCAUCAAAGUCGUAAACUAAGGGGUUAAAAGUCGUAUAUUUACAGCAUCAAAGUCGUAAACUAAGGGGUUAAAAGUCGUAUAUUUACAGCAUCAAAGUCGUAAACUAAGGGGUUAAAAGUCGUAAAUUUAAAGCAUCAAAGUCGUAAACUAAGGGGUUAAAAGUCGUAAAUUUACAGCAUCAAAGUCGUAAACUAAGGGGUUAAAAGUCGUAUAUUUACAGCAUCAAAGUCGUAAACUAAGGGGUUAAAAGUCGUAAAUUUAAAGCAUCAAAGUCGUAAACUAAGGGGUUAAAAGUCGUAUAUUUACAGCAUCAAAGUCGUAAACUAAGGGGUUAAAAGUCGUAAAUUUACAGCAUCAAAGUCGUAAACUAAGGGGUUAAAAGUCGUAUAUUUACAGCAUCAAAGUCGUAAACUAAGGGGUUAAAAGUCGUAUAUUUACAGCAUCAAAGUCGUAAACUAAGGGGUUAAAAGUCGUAUAUUUACAGCAUCAAAGUCGUAAACUAAGGGGUUAAAAGUCGUAAAUUUAAAGCGUCAGUCAUAAAUAAACGGUAAUAAAUUCUUACAUUUCCGUGAUCAAAGUCUUAAAUUGAGGACACUGAACUUGUUGCGUAAUGAGAUCAAAGUUCUGUUUUUGAGACGUGACGUUAAGGACGGAGUAUUCCGAUGUUUAUGGAACUCAAACUAAAGUACGACUUCCUGUCUUUACAGACGGCUACUCCUCUGAUAUUCUCCUUCAAAAUAAACUUCAGAAAGUCUAACCGUAGAUUAAAACUCGGCUUUUGUCUCGUAAAUUUACGACUUUAUUCUAGAAAGCUCGGGUUUUUCUCUCCAUCGUGGCCCUUUGACUCGGCCGUGUAUUUUUGGCGCCCCCUGUGGUCAAAGUGUGGAACAUGUAGCUCCAGUUAUCCAGAGUUAAAUGAAACCUUUUGAACAACCCGACCCUGGAUGUGGUUUCUCCUUGCUGUCUCUGAAGUGAACACUCCCACCUGUAGGGGGCGCUGAUGAGACUGAGGUCAGGUUUAUGAUGUUUGCUGCGUUCAACCUGAGAAUCCGAUUUUUAAUGAACGAUUUGAGGCGUUAGAAAAUAAACUGACAGACUAGCAGCUGACCCCGGUUCAUCCCUCUGUGGUCACCUGUCAUGGCGGCGUGUCCGUGCUCACAGGAAGUAAAUAUCUUGCAUGGUGUGUGUGUGUGUGUGUGUGUGUGUGUGUGAUGGGCGGAGCUGAAGGCCUCGGUGUCGUGUAGCAGUAGACGUGGACGUGUACAGUUUGGUAUCCAUAUUUGAUUUUAGACACUAAAGCUUCACUCGUCCUGCAGUCUGUGUAAAGCUGAUGUUUUGUGUCCUGACUGUUCUUUUAUUUUGAAAUGAAGAACCUUCAUCAUCACGGUCUGUCUCUUUGUUAUUUAUUCCCCUGGUGGUCCCGGGUCUCUCCGAGUGACCGGGUGUGUACAUUUAUUGUGAAAGUUCUCUUAAUGCUUUUCUGACGAACAUUAAGUCUUUGAGUUUCAGUGGAUUCAACGUUGUUAAAGUGAAGCUGCUGCUGUCUCUAUUAAAAACCACAUUUCUACCAUCA